AUGGCGCCGCUCUCACGAGCCACCAGCAGUGGCGAGUCGUCCGAUGAGAAAGGAGGAGCAGACAUCGAACGAGCCGACGCUUCCACCUCCAAGAAGCUGCCACUCUCGCUCAGCUUUGGCGCCAACCUCCCAGCGGUGCGCUCUCGCACCACGCGCUUCGACGAGUCGACCAGACUCGAACGCACCCACUCGAUCGCCGCCUCGCUCCGGGCACCAUCGCGCAUUGACCCGUCCGCCAAAGUCCCCGUCGAGUACCGCACGCUCUCGAUCCAGCUCUCCCAGGGUGGACUCGCCGAUGGCGAUGCGAAACACAAGAGCGACAAACGCACGAUCAAGGAGCUGAAUGAUCUCGACUGGCACAAAAUUUCGGUCGACGAGGUGCUGGCGCGUACGGCUACGUCGGCGCAUGCUGGUCUUGAUACCGCGCAGAUCGAGCGCAGGCUCAAGCAGCAUGGUAAGAACGUCAUGUCCAAGCCGAACAAACGGCUCGUUCGCAAAAUCAUUGGAUACAUCUUUGGUGGCUUCGGAACGCUGCUCAUUGGCUGUUCCAUCCUGGCAUUCAUUGCAUGGAAGCCGUUGGGCAAUCCGAACCCCCAAACGUCCAAUUUGGCUUUAGCAGUGGUGCUGCUCGUCGUCGUCGUCAUCCAAGCCGUCUUCAACGCCUGGCAAGACUUUUCCACAUCCCGAAUCAUGGACUCGAUCGCCGGCAUGCUCCCCGAUACCGUCACUGUCAUCCGCAACGGCUCACACAACAACAUCGAGGCUGCCGAGCUCGUGCAGGGCGACAUUGUCGUUGUUUCGCUCGGCAACAAGAUCGCGGCAGACCUGCGACUCAUCUCGUGCUCCGAAGUCAAGUUUGAUCGCAGCGUCACCACGGGAGAAUCGGAACCACUGGCGGGAAGCGUCGAUGCAACCGACGACAACUACUUGGAGACGCGCAACAUCGCGCUUGCCGGCACGAGCUGUGUUUCGGGCUCGGCGAUCGGUGUCGUCGUCUCCACGGGCGACAACACCGUGUUUGGUCGUAUUGCUGCCAUGACGAACCGGCCCAAGGCGGGGCUGACGACGCUCGAGAGGGAGGUGCGCUACUUUGUGCUGACCAUCGCCGCGAUUGCGGUUGCGCUUGCCGUCAUCUGCGUCAUCAUCUGGGGCGCGUACUUGCGGCCAAAGCACCCGGAAUUCAUGUCCGUCUCGCAACUCCUCGUCAAUAUCGUCAGCAUCCUCGUCGCUUUCCUGCCGGAAGGCAUGCCCGUCGCCGUCACGCUCUCGCUCACCGUCAUCGCAGCCAAGCUGUCCAAGGCCAAGAUCCUGUGCAAACAGCUAUCGACGUGCGAGACGCUUGGUGCGGUCUCGGUGCUCUGCUCGGACAAAACGGGCACGCUGACCUCGAACAACAUGACGGCCACCAGCGUCGGCGUGCUUGGAUUCGAAAGUACGCCGCCUGACGCAAGCAACCACGUCAACACGGGUGCUCCCGUGGGGCACGCUUUCCAGCAGCUCCAGUUUGUCAGUGCGGUCUGCAAUGCUGCAGUGUUCGACGCUGCCACCGCGUCGCUGCCCGCAGGCGACCGGAAGAUCUUCGGUGACGCCACGGACUCUGCCGUCCUGCGCAUGGCUGAAGAGAUCUGCUCGGUGCAAGAAACCAACAAGCCGUGGGACCAGGAGUACAGGCUCAACUUUAACAGCAAGAACAAGUUUAUGCUCCAGCUCGUUAGCCUGCGGUCGGAGGUGGAAGCGGUGCAGGCACAGAAGUGCGUUGCUAGUGCAGUGUCGACGAAAGAAGCAACCGAAUUCAGGCCGAGCGUGGAUAAGAUCUUGCUCGUCAAAGGUGGGCCGGAUGUGCUGCUGAAGCGCGCGGCGUCGGCGUUGGAUGCGUCGGGCGAGGUGGUGGCGCUGACGGACAAGGUGAGGGAGUCGAUCGUGGCGAUGCAGUCGCUGUGGAGUUCGCGUGGGCAGCGUGUCAUCUUGCUAGCUCGCAGGAUCGUCCGGGGCGGCCAGUUGGACGCCAGUAUUGCCAUCGAGGACGCCGUUCUCGCGCUCAACAGCGAUCUCACCGUCGUGGGGUUGGUGGGCAUCGUCGACCCUCCUCGGCCCGAAAUACCCUCCGUGGUCGCCACAUGCCGCGGAGCAGGCAUCCGCUUCUUCAUGGUCACAGGCGAUUACUCGAAGACCGCCGAGGCCAUCGCCCGCCAGUGUGGGAUCAUCACGAGCGAAAAAGUCUACACGGCCGAAACGCUGCAUUCGCUCACCCUGCCCGUCUACGACACGCAAGCCGACAACCACGACCGGGCACAUCACGCCCUCUCGCUCACGGGCGCCGACAUCAUGAAACUCUCCCCCGACGACUGGGAGCAGAUCUGCCGCUUCGACGAGAUUGUCUUCUCGCGCACCACGCCCGAAAACAAAUUGCGCAUCGUCAAAGAGUUCCAACAGCGCGGAGAAUGUGUCGGCAUGACCGGCGACGGUGUCAACGACGCCCCGAGCUUGAAGCAGGCCGAUAUUGGCAUCGCCAUGGGUGGCGGCUCGGCCGUAGCCAUGGAAGCGGCCGACAUGGUGCUCCUGGAAAGCUUCUCGGCUAUCGUCGAAGCGCUGCUCUACGGCCGUCUCGUCUUUGUCAACCUCAAGAAGACCAUCGGCUACCUGUUACCUGCCGGUUCGUUCGCCGAGCUCUGGGCGGUGCUGCUGUCGUUCUUCUUCGGACUGCCUCAGAUUCUGAGCAACCUGCAGAUGAUCUUUGUGUGUAUCGGUACGGAUGGCGUUUCGUCACUGUGCCUGGUGCACGAGCAGCCGGAACUGGACCUGCUCAAGCGCAAGCCGCGCUCGACCAAAAAGGACCGACUGGCCGACUGGAGGCUGCUGCUUCAUGCGUAUGUGUUUGUGGGCAUUCCGUUGACGCUGACCAGCUCGGCCAUGGCGUUCUGGUACAUGCAGCGUAACGGCGUUCCCUUCAGCGACAUGUGGCUCAAGUACGGCGGCGGUACAGUGCAGAGCCUGCAGCCAGAUCGGUUCAACGAGGUGCUGUACCGUGCCAAUGCGGUGUACUUCUUCAACUUGGUCAUUCAGCAGUGGUUCAACCUGCUCGGGUGGAGGACGCAGACUCGGUCGUUGUUCCAGCAGCUGCCGUUGGGGAGGAAGACGACGCAGAAUCUCUACCUCUUCCCCGCCAUGGCCGUAUCGUUGCUGAUCGCCGUCUUCUUCAGCUACGUACCGGCGUUCCAACACGUGUUCCUUACCAGGGGUGUUUCGGUCGAGCACUAUUUCCUGCCAGUGGCGUUCGGCGUGGCGAUGCUGCUGCUGGAAGAGGCGAGGAAGUUUGUCGUUCAGAAGUGGCCCCAUUCGAUUGUUGCCAAGGUUGCUUGGUAG
This is a messenger RNA of Sporisorium graminicola, 3363 nucleotides long. RefSeq lists its product as uncharacterized. NCBI's taxonomy places the organism in Eukaryota, Fungi, Basidiomycota, Ustilaginomycetes, Ustilaginales, Ustilaginaceae. Gene Ontology annotation, molecular function: P-type sodium:potassium-exchanging transporter activity; ATP binding; ATP hydrolysis activity. Bases 1 to 3363 code for a protein of 1120 amino acids. Gene Ontology annotation, cellular component: membrane. Gene Ontology annotation, biological process: potassium ion import across plasma membrane; intracellular potassium ion homeostasis; proton transmembrane transport. The transcript has a single exon. The record is from RefSeq and is a predicted model, not a curated record.